Molecule: messenger RNA, 2506 nt
Organism: Strongylocentrotus purpuratus (purple sea urchin)
Lineage: Eukaryota; Metazoa; Echinodermata; Echinoidea; Camarodonta; Strongylocentrotidae
Product: QRFP-like peptide receptor
Exons: 1
Coding region: 435-1583 (382 amino acids)
Biological process (GO): G protein-coupled receptor signaling pathway
Cellular component (GO): membrane
Molecular function (GO): neuropeptide Y receptor activity; peptide binding
Source: RefSeq, a predicted model, not a curated record
CUUGUUGGUGAAGAGUUUUGAAUGUACCUAUCGGAAGUAGCUUUGAUUUUCCGUAAUUGCUUACGUUAUACACUGAGUUACUCGCGGAGCCUAAUAGAUUGUUGCCUUGAAAAGUCGUAACAAUUUUGGAAAAACACAAUGUAUCUAGUUUCCUCUCGCUUGCUCGUCACAUUGACGCAUGCACUCCUCGGUGGAAAAGAGGGUCGUUACCGGGAUAUUUUAAGUGGAGAGGAAGCACGAAUCUAGAACUCGAUUACAAUUUAUGGUAGAUUGUCACUUUCGAGUGCGAUCUUAAAAGCAUUUUAAGAAGCGUUGACGAUUAGUCGAUUUCUUUCCAGCGCGCUUCGGAUCGUCUGCUUACUUCACGUCAAACUUUCAUCAGGUUACUUCCAUUUUGUUGAGAAGGAGAGGAAGGAGAUCCAUGCCGUGCCAAGAUGGAAGGGCUCGAUCCUUUCGUGUAUUCUUUCCAUGAUGAAUUGAAAAACAAGAGCCUUGACUACCUGCUUGCUCUUCUAAACCUGACCGAUACAAAGGAUUUUCUAGACUUCUAUGACUACGAUUUCCACUACAUCGCGCACGAUCUGUCAACCACAGCUGAUAUUGUGUUAAUCACGUGUUACACCAUCAUCUUUUUGCUUGCUCUGGGCGGGAAUCUCCUUGUGAUUUUCGUGGUAGCGCGCAAGAAGUACAUGCAGACAGCCAUCAAUAUCUUCUUCGCCUCGCUAGCCAUCUCGGAUCUGCUGAUCGCUGUCUUCUGCAUCCCAUUCACGCUGAUUGAGGCAAUCACGGUGGAUUGGGUGCUUGGACCAUUCAUGUGCAAGGCUCUUAACUACGUCACUUCUGUCGGUGUUGUCUCAAGUAUCCUAGCCAUGAUGUCCAUCGCAGUAGAGCGCCACCAAGCGAUCUGUCACCCUCUGCGCUCCAGGGUGAUCCAGACACCUCGUCGUGCUGUCUUCCUCCUAACCUUCUUGUGGACAAUGUCUAUGACCUUUGUGUCGCCGUUCCUCUUCGUACUCAAACUUGACACCAAGAUUGACUCUACAACGGGUUCAAGUUACCGCUUCUGCAGGGAACAUUGGGAUAAUCCGCAGCAGCAGAAGAACUACACGUUGCUACUAGUCCUCCUCCUGUACGUCACUCCCUUGGUCAUCAUGAUAGUGCUGUACAUGCAGGUUGUCCACAAGCUCUGGAUCCGCAAACCCAUCGCGCCUGCUGAUUCCGUCGUGACACAAAAUGCAGGCAUCAACACGGCCACUUCGCUUCGGUACAAGAAGCGCGCCAUCAAGAUGAUCCUCAUGGUGGUCGGCCUCUUCUCCGUCUGCUGGCUUCCCUAUCACGUCGUCGUUCUCAUGCGCGACUUCUCCUUCAUGCAAGACGGUGAGAGAAACCGACUCCUUUUCGCAGCUGUUCAGUUGGUGGGACUCAGCAACAGUUGUAACAACCCCAUCGUAUACGCGUUCCUCAAUGACAACUUUAAACGGAACUUUGUGAAAGUACUGUGUCGUCACCGACAAUUGGCUAAAGCGAAGGGUUCUUCAAAUAAUAACGUCGUUGUUAAACCAUCUGCGAUGGCCACCAUAUAACAAGACUUGAUAUCACCAACAAUUUGCUAAAAUGAAGUGUUCUUCAAACGAUAACGUCAUUGUCAAACCAUGUGCGAUGGCCACCAUAUAACAAGACUUGAUAUCACCAACAAUUUGCUAAAAUGAAGUGUUCUUCAAACGAUAACGUCAUUGUUAAACCAUCAGCGAUGGCCACCAUAUAACAAGACUUAAUAUCACAAACAACUUGCUAAAAUGAAGUGUGCUUCAAACGAUAACGUUAUUUUCAAACCAGGAUCAAGGUCAACGAACGAAAACUUGUGCAUUGUUAAUCCUCACGAUAAUUUGUUUGUUUUUGUUUUUGGUUAAUUGUAUUUUUACAAUGUUUUGGCAUUGGAAGCCAUACUUCUCUGUCGGUAAGAGUAGUUCACACAGUCAAAAUAAGCAAAGAAAAUUGAAUUGAAGGAAAAAAUGCUGUAAACCGUUCUUUAGUCAUCUUUUAUUAUUUUGACUUUACCCAUUUGUAAAUUAACAGUAGUUUGUUAUGACUAUGUUAAUAUACAUCUAUCAAUAUUCAUCAAUAUGUUUGACAUUUUGGUAUGGAAUUUUGGAGGCAAUCACAGCUAAGACUCCAUUGGAUAUGUUGUCUUCAUCAAUGUAGAAUACUGGUAUGAAAUAUGGGAACGUAUUCAGUCUUAUUUUUUAAAUAAAAAUGUAACAUCAUUUUCUUCCGGUCAUUUCUUGCACAUAUUUAUAGAGCAUUCAAAUAUUAACGAAACUCCAGAGCAAAGUGGCAUAGGCGAUACAGGGAAGAAUCUCAUCAAACAAUAAUUCUCCAUUUCUCCAAAAGUACCAACCAAAGCAUUGAAAGCACAUUUUCACCGUCAAAACUUUUUUGAUCUUCGUCGAUUAUGUUUUAUUAAUAUUUUAAGAGAUAUGACGGACUAUCCAUCCAAAGCAUUUAU